GGCUCAUUGCUGUGGAAAUCCGCCCACUGGGCAGCUGCGUGGAAGAGCCUCCCAGUGGCCAAGUGAUACCUCUCCCCGGGAGCUGGGCGUUUAACCGGUUAACCGAUGCGCAUCCGCUUGCCGGUUUCUGUUACCGUUAAACUCUUCUUCCCUGGAAGUGCAUGCUGGCUGCCAUCCCCAUGCUGUGGACCCUUAAAUUUCACAGAUUGAUGACCUACAUCUUUGUCUAUGAAGAUCUGACAUCCCUGGUAUGCAGUGCUGUUAUCAUCUGGUACUUUGCUGGCAGCUUUGAGAAGAAUGUAGGCACAGUAAAGCAUUUCUUUUUCACCUGUGCAUUUGCCAUUUCUUCAGCCUUUUUGUAUCUGUUGUUGGAGGCUGUCGUCUCUGGAGUAUCAGAGGUGGAAGAUGCCAAAGGAUUUAUACCAGUUGCUUUUGCCAUGUUGGCAGUAUCCACUACACGUUCACGGAUGAAAAGGGCACCACUCUUUGGGAUUAAUAUUCCCAUGGUGCUGGUGCCAUGGUUAGUGCUCUGCUUGGCAUGGUUUAUUCCCCACUCCUCUUUCCUGAGUAAUGUAUGUGGCCUCAUCAUUGGGAAAGUCUAUGGUCUUGGUUACUGCUUCUGUUUGGAUCUCCCAGAGUCAUUGGUAUCUAGACUGGAUCAGAAGUUCCCGUUCAGCUUGCUGAAGAGACUACCAGGGCUGAAGUAUAUUCCAGGGUCUUUAGCAGAGAGAAGAGCCUCCCAGAAUAGGAAGUUUAAUCCAGUGCCAGGGUCAUACCCCACCCAGAGCUACUAUCACUCACCUCCAGCCCUUCCUGUGGUUCAGCUGCAGCACCUCAGUGCCCAGAGCCUGGGAUCCUGGCACAGCUACACACCAGGGCACAUCCACGGCUCCCCCCCUUACCAAACCAGCCCUGCUUUUGGAAAAUUCAAUGUGCAGGGCCAGUGUGGUGCCUCCCCUGGACACUGCUGCCAACCAGCUGAUCCCCAUUUGACCCAAGGUGCGUUUCUGCCUGAUUCUCGGGUACUCACAGGGAUGGAGAAUUUGGAGGCCAAGUUUCAGCAUGCUUCAGGUUCCCUGGCAGCAAAAAUGCCAACGGAGCUUUCAGGAGUCCAGAUAGACUGAUCAUCCAAAGAGGAGCAGAACCCUUCUCCCCUCACAGGCCAUUGUGUGAGCAGCUUGCAGUGGAGAGCUGCUGAGAAAGAAGACUGCCUCAAAAGGAUUCAUCCGAUUUUAACUGAGGGUGUUUUGGAUGACUGGAAUCCACUUGCACGGUCGAUGGCAGCCUGUGGUGCAGACUGCUCAUAGACAUUUUUUCCAAUGCUCAGGGGCUUUUUUUAUUUAUACUCCUUUUUAAUUUUGAUACUUUUUUAUCUUGGCUGGGGGCUGUGACCAUUACCUGGUUGUCCCUUAUUCUUAUGUGGAUUUGUGGCUACAGACUUAUCUCUUUAUACUACAGCUAGAGUCAUGGUUACAACAGUCUUGACUCAGUGUAGUGUAGAUGGGCAUUCAUGGUCAAAACACUGAACUAGUUGGGUUUUAACCUGACAACAGAGACUGAAGUUUACAGUUGCAGUAUGACCAGGACCCAAAUGCUGGGUUUGUGGGGGCCUGCUUGUUCUGUAACUGGCACAAGUUAAAGAGCAGUGUUUAAAUGGCGAUGGGGAAGAGACAGAUGUGUUUUUACUGUUUUGCUUGGACUGGACUGAUAAGGGCAUUGUUGCAAGCCGUGUGUUGGGACAGCAAGCUGUGUGUUGGGAUGGGACAGUUUGUGGUUCUUUGUGGUGCCAUGGGAAAGUUCUGGGGCCUGUGUUAUAGAGGAGCACAGAUAAGAUGAUCAGUGGUCCUUUUUGUCUUCGGAAUCCAAGUUGAGAUGGCGGGGGCGGGAUGAAGUGAACAAUAUGGUGGCCAUGCAGAAUAGCAGCUGCAACAUCUGCUAGAGUCUCUAGUUAGCAUCAGCCACAUGGGCUCCUUUUCCCAGUCAUGUUCCCAUCACAUGGUCUCCAGAGCAGGCACCUACAGUAAUUUUUCAUACUGCCCACAAUGCCAGCUUUGAUUCAUGAGGCUGUCCUAAAUAUUUCCAGAAAAGGUGGGUGAAUCUUAUUUAAGGGAUUUAGGAUUUUCAAAGGGAGCAUGGGGGUAGUCUUAAACUGGUGUAUAAAAUAAUACUUUCUAAGCCUUCAGAGGGGCUUUUAAAAAUGGUCUGAAUCAAAUGGAAUUUAACUCUAACCAUUCUGAGCAGUAUUUGAUGAGCUUUUACAAUGGUCUUUGGUGCCAGAGUUAGCAUCAGAGACAGCUAACAUAAGUGGAGUUUGUGGACAGUAUCUGCUAGUUACAUCAGGGUGCUGGGACUCAAAAGAUCUGUGUUCUGGUUCCUAGCUCUGUCACUUCUCACUGUAUGACUCUGGAUGAAAAGUCCAUUCAUCUGUUUGUUUCCCCAUCUCUAAAAUAGGGAUAAUUUCUGGCUCCUAGCGGGAGAUGAAAUUUGCUUCAUGUUUUAAGAUGUGUUGAAGUACUUAGAAAAGGUGUUUUAUGAAAUGCAAACUGUCAUCAUAAUUCAGAGUGCCUGACAUUGCUUACGCCUUACUCCUUAAAAAAUGAGGUUUAAAAGUUAUUUUGAAAGACGGGUUUUUUUCGA
Messenger RNA from Pelodiscus sinensis (Chinese soft-shelled turtle), 2637 nucleotides. It is a transcript of the gene RHBDD2, whose product is annotated as rhomboid domain containing 2. Gene Ontology annotation, cellular component: membrane. Gene Ontology annotation, molecular function: serine-type endopeptidase activity. Lineage: Eukaryota; Metazoa; Chordata; Testudines; Trionychidae. The record is from RefSeq and is a predicted model, not a curated record.